Molecule: messenger RNA, 3857 nt
Organism: Poeciliopsis prolifica (blackstripe livebearer)
Lineage: Eukaryota; Metazoa; Chordata; Actinopteri; Cyprinodontiformes; Poeciliidae
Gene: brdt
Product: bromodomain, testis-specific
Exons: 20
Coding region: 264-3206 (980 amino acids)
Biological process (GO): positive regulation of transcription elongation by RNA polymerase II; chromatin remodeling
Cellular component (GO): nucleus; chromatin
Source: RefSeq, a predicted model, not a curated record
UUUAUUUAUUUUUUUCAUAAUCUUCCUAAACUCAUUAUUUAAUAAUGUUGGAAACGAUGUGUCGCGUGCUAGCUAUAAUGCAAAGCCCAAUCAGUUGUAGAGGCUGUAGGGCUAUAAAUGUGAGAUGGUUGCUAUAGAGACGCCAGCGACUGAAGAGCUGAACUCAGGAGACCGACAGAUUUCGGAGGGUUUUUUUUUUUAGGAAGGUUUGUGAUGAGCUCUCCGUUGCAGCAGAGCGUUCUCCAGGCUCCCUCGUUUCAUCAAUGCUUUUAAACAGGAUGGCUGAUGUGAAACCCUGCCCCUCCGUGAGCGGAAACCCACCUCCACCAGAGGUAGUAAAUCCCAGGAGGCCCGGGCGCCUGACCAAUCAGCUGCUAUAUCUGGAGAAGGUGGUGAUGAAAGCGCUCUGGAAACAUCAGUAUUCAUGGCCGUUUCGUGAGCCCGUCGAUGCUGUAACGCUUUGUCUUCCAGAUUAUUAUAAAAUUAUUACAUAUCCUAUGGAUCUGAGCACCAUCAAGAAACGACUAGAGAACCGAUAUUACUGGGAAGCCAGUGAGUGUGUAAAAGACUUCAACGCCAUGUUCACCAACUGCUACAUGUACAACAAGCCUGGAGAUGAUAUUGUUUUUAUGGCCCAAACCUUGGAAAAGGCCUUUUUGCAGAAAUUGUCACAAAUGCAAAAGGAGGAGGUGGUCACUACAGUCACUGCACUUGAACCACUGAAAGUGAAGAAAAACAACACAGCAGAUGCAGUGAAGCAGAAGUCUGGUAUAUCAGACGUUGUUCUCCAGCAGAUGGUGACGGUCAUUCCUCCCGAUGUGGCCCAGAUCAACCCACCCAACCAACUUGCUGCAAAAACACACACAACAAUUAAAAAAGCCUUGAAGCGGAAAGCCGACUCGGCAACAUCCGCCACCUCCGUCUUCACAAACAGCGAGGUCUCCCCUGAUGAGGAGCCUUCAGUGCCUUGCACAUUGUUCUUCAGAACAAGCAACGGACGGCCCAUAAAGCCCCCGAAGAAGGACUUGCCUGCUUUUGAGGACAAGAGGGUCAGAAUGCCAGAGCAGCUCAGGUACUGCAACAACAUCCUGAAAGAAAUGCUGUCCAAGAGGCACUAUGCCUACGCCUGGCCCUUUUACACGCCGGUGGAUGCAGUGGCUUUGGGGCUCCAUGACUACCAUGACAUCAUCAAACAGCCGAUGGACCUGAGCACCAUCAAGAAAAAAAUGGACCAGCAGGAAUACGGAGACGCCAAGGAAUUUGCUGCUGACGUGCGACUAAUGUUCUCAAACUGCUACAGAUACAAUCCUCCAUCACAUGAUGUUGUCUACAUGGCCAAAAAACUGCAGGAGGUUUUUGAAGCCCGCUACAUGAACAUUCCCCAAAAACCAGAAGGGUGUUCUGUCUCUCUGCAAUGUGCUGAAAACCAGCAGUCGAACAGAGUCGGAAGUCCCUCAACCUCUGAGAGUUCUCUGAGCAACAACUCCUCGGAGUCAGAGAGGUCAUCAGAUGAGGUUGCCAUGCAGCUGGCUCAUCUGGAAGAGAAGUUGAAGGCGGUCAGCGAUCAGCUGAAGCAGCUCACCAAAGAGCCUCCGAAGCCGAAGAAGAAAGAGAAGCUGAAAAAGGAAAAACGAGCCAACGAGAAGGGCCUUUCUCGACUGAAGAACGUUUCUGCGAAAUACAACACUAUAGUGCAAAUGAUUUCGAAAUGCAAAAGCACCUCUCUGCAUGGAGUUAAACCCCACAAUUCCGGAGUCCCAACGAAGUGCAGCGAGGUCGUUUCAGUCCCACUGAGUAACCAGGAGAAGACGCAGCUAAAGGCAGACAUCGACAAGCUACCCAGUAAAAAACUAAUCGAGAUGCUGAACCUCAUCAAGAGCAGGGAGACGUGUUUGGAAACGGCUGAAUCCGGAGAGGUGGAAGUGGACUUUGAAAAGCUCAAAGCUUCCACUCUUAGAGCCUUGCAGCAGUUUGUUGCUGCCAGUCUCAGUAAAUGCAACAGCAGCAGAAACAAAAAAAAGUUGUUGAUCCCCAAAGGAGGACUGAAGAAUGAAAAAACAAAGGAGGGUGGAAAGAGAUCAAUUAUGGGCAACAAAAAGAACAUGUUGAUGAAACAGAAACCACUGGUUGAAGUCUCGGGUAACAGCCGCCAGUCGCCUUUCAGCAAAAGCAGCAGCUCCUCGUUCAGCUCCGGCAGCAGCAGUGACAGUAGCUCCAGCUCCAGUGACGGCAGUGACUCAGAAUCAGUGCCAAAACUGAAGAAAAUAUCCAAGGAUCCCUGUCAAAAAAUUCACCAAAAGGUGACCCACAAUAUAAGCAACAAGCGAGUAUCGGAGAUCAGACAGUCGGCGAAGGCCUUGAUCAGAACCCAUCAUCCGUCACACCCCAUUAAAUCCACGCUUCUAGAAACUAAAAACGACCAAACACCCCAAAUCCCAGGCCACUUCUAUGACGAGCUGCCCAUGUCCCCGCAAGAUUUGUCGGCGCUCUUAUCCCCCAUGGCCUCUCCUGGAGCGCUGCCAGACUGGGCAGCUGCCAGAUUUGAGGGUGCAGUGCUGUCUCCUCUCACUGACAGUCCACUUCUCUUCAAAGAAGAGAUGGGUGACAUUUAUUUGACGGAUUUCCGGGAUCCUGAAGAUUUUCCUGAUAGUCAAGCAAGCGAGCUCCCGCUCAGCCAGACUACGAGUAAAUCUACUGAAGAGGAGAAAUCCCAGAUACCCAAAAAGGACAUUUUCUUGAAAAAUGCAGAGUCAUGGGCAAAACUUGUGAGGCAGUCGGUCACUCCAGCUGCUAUCAAGGCCUCUAAAGAGAGCUUCCAGAUGUUCCGCAAAGCCGCCAUAGAAAAGGAAGAACGGGAGAAAGCCCAAAAGAAGAAAGCAUUGGAUGAAAACGGAGUGAUGGAGCCUGUUGAAAAGAACAGCUUUCCAGCUUUGGGUAAAACAGAGCAACCUCCGGAGAAGAUUAAAGAGGAUCCGGAUUUGCUGGAGAGCAUCUGUCCGGAGGCCGGGUUGGAAGCUCCCAAACGAGUGGAGCAGCCGAGGUCUCAAAGUGAAGCGACGGCCCAGAGCCAGCAGUUUUCUGUGGAUAAAGAGCGAGAACUGGCCCGGAGGAAAGAGCAGGAGCGUCGCAGGAGGGAGGCUAUGUCUUGUAUUGACAUGACCAUGCAGCGGGAGAUCAUGACCUCAUUUGAACUUGGCUUGGACUGAAGAAGGAAGCUGCAAACCAAAGCUCUGCCCUCGAAGAUCUUCAGUUGUCAUGAGUGUCAUGAGGUGUAACAUUGUGAGAUGCUCUCUCCGGCUUGAGGCAAUAAACUUAAAGCCUGAAAGGUUAAACUAUGGGAGGAGGUGUAAAAGAUAAAAUGCAAAUGGAUCCGACCUUCUGUUAGCAUUUGAAAUUUGCACUAACGCACUCUUAGUGUUUAUAGCACUGUUAUUAUUUGAACUCACAUUUACUACAUUAUUGUUCAUCCUUUGACAGUUUACUGCAUUUUUGUCAGAAAUGUUACAUUCUGUUAGUUCUUGGAUUUAAUCGAUUCCUUUCAGGAGAUUUACAAUAUAAUUACUUUUUUUCGCAAAUGCAGAUUUGAGUGCAUCAUACAUUCCUGCAUUACAAUAAUAACAUGUAGAAUAAUGGAAUAGGGUUCAAAAGAUUUUCCAGCUUGAAGAUUUCCUUCAGCUUUUUGCUGGGCUAUUAUUACAAUGUUAACUAUCCAUGUAUGACCAAACUGCGUUGUUUGGUCAUACAUGCAGUUGUGACUGUUCUCCAGUCCUGAACAAUAGUAGCAGAUCGUCCAAGAUGUUUGUAUAUGUUUAAAAAGGUUUUCUUUUAAUUAACAAAAUAAAGCUAUUUUUCACUAA